Molecule: messenger RNA, 2947 nt
Organism: Sinocyclocheilus grahami
Lineage: Eukaryota; Metazoa; Chordata; Actinopteri; Cypriniformes; Cyprinidae
Product: RNA-binding protein 12-like
Exons: 3
Coding region: 255-2879 (874 amino acids)
Molecular function (GO): RNA binding
Source: RefSeq, a predicted model, not a curated record
AGAAGCAGCGCAUGCGCCGUCGCUCUCUUCCAGUGUCGACACUGAGCGCGACCAAACAGACGUUGAAGAACAAGAGGUGGAAGAGUACAGUUGAAGCGCUUCGUCUUCUUUAUUAUUUUAAAAAGAUCAGUUAAGACAAAUAAAUUCGUCAAGAAUUGAUUUUAAAUGAUUGCCGUCAGGAUUGGCUUGGGUAUCCUGUGCAUCUUGUAAAGAAGCAGCACUUUUAAUACAGGUGUUUGUUGUUGCACCUCAGCAUGGCUGUGGUCAUCCGUUUGCAAGGUCUCCCCAUUGUGGCUGGGACUAUGGACAUACGUCAUUUCUUCUCUGGAUUGACCAUACCGGAUGGUGGUGUACAUAUUGUAGGGGGUGAACACGGUGAGGCUUUUAUCGUGUUCGCCACAGAUGAAGAUGCAAGGCUUGGAAUGAUGCGCACAGGGGGGUCGAUCAAAGGUUCCAAGGUUUCUCUGUUGCUGAGUAGCAAAACCGAAAUGCAAAAUAUGAUCGAGCUCAGCCGUAGGCGCUUUGAAACUGGCAGUGCAGAGGUUGCCACGGGAAAUGGCAGUAGGCCGGGUCCACCGGUUAGUACUGGUGGAAGUGGAAGAGGCAACUUGCCAACCACGGCACAAGGUUUUAGUAACACAACUUCAACUACAGCCACCACAGCAGCAUCAACACAUGAUCCUGUAAGCAACAAGACUGUCCCUACCUUUUCGACCACUACAAUGGGCAACAUGCCCCCAAACUUUAAUAAUUUCAGCAGCCCAAGUCUUAGUUUGGGAUCCACAAUGUCCACGGCAAUGUCGUCGUUGAACUCUGUACCUCCCCCAGUACCUCCCUUGCCCACCAUGCCAUCUCUACCACCCAUGCCCCCCAUGCCAGUAUCCACAUUGCCACCAGUAUCCACAUUGCCUCCAAUACCAGCUGUUAAUCCGCUAACAUCAGUGUCUCCGGUCCCACCCAUUGCACACAUGCCGCACCUGCCAGGGCUUCCACCAUUUAACCCCGGUGUCCCUCCCCCUGUUGGCCCCGUCACUGGUGGUUUAGCCUCUUGUCCACUGUCUCUCGGAAAUCCCAAUCCAAUGUUCCUGAAUCCCUUAAACCAUCUAAACCCCCUGAAUCUCCAGUCUCACAUGAAAUCAUCAGUGGCAAACCCAGAUGAGUUUUACAUUCAUCUACACGGCCUUCCUUUUUCAGUCACUGAAAGUGAAGUUAGAGAUUUUUUCCAGGGACUUGGGCUUGAGUCCGUUCGUUUGCUCAAAGACAACCUGGGUAGAAACAUCGGCAGGGCAUUGGUUAAGUUCUUCUCACCCCAAGAUUCUUUUGAGGCUCUGAAAAGAAACUCAGGAAUAAUAGGCCAAAGAUAUGUUGAGGUUUCUCCAGCUACAGAGCGGCAGUGGAGAGAGAGCGCAGGACACUUUAAAGUAUGUAGUGACGCCGAACACAGCCGUCAUCAUCGCAGAAACACCAAUUCGCCACCACCCUCUGGCCGUGAGCGAGCCAGGUCUCGAUCACCCCACAAACUAGAAUUCUGUGUAUAUCUGAAAGGACUCCCAUAUGAAGCAGAAAACAAGCAGAUUUUUGAGUUUUUCAAAAAUCUUGACAUUGUUGAAGAUAGCAUUUACAUUGCAUAUGGACCCAAUGGCAGGGCAACUGGUGAGGGAUUUGUGGAGUUUAGGAAUGAAACGCACUACAAAGCUGCUCUCGGAUGCCAUAUGCAGUACAUGGGUAGUCGGUUCAUACAGGUGCAUCCAAUCACAAAGAAAAAUAUGUAUGAAAAGAUAGAUGCUAUUCGCAAACGAAUGCAGGGUUCCCAAGGCAAUCAGAAGAAUAGUUCGGGUGAAGGAGGAAAGAGUGCCAAGAAUUGUGCUCACAUAACCAAUAUUCCCUAUAACGUGACAAAAAAGGAUGUCCGUCUGUUUCUUGAUGGCAUUCAGUUGUUUGAGGAAAGCCUUAAGGUGUUAGUUGACGCAAAUGGUAAUGGUCUUGGCCAGGCUAUUGUGCAGUUUAAGUCUGAUGAGGACGCACUUAAAGCAGAGAGACUACAUAGGCAGAAAUUGAAUGGCAGGGAUGCUUUCGUUCAUUUGGUUACAUUCGAGCAGAUGAAAGAAGUUGAGAGAAAUCCUCCUCCCCAGGCAAAAAGAGGCCAGAAAUCCCAAGGAAAUUCCCAUGCUCAUGCUCAUACCCAUGUACACACUCAGCCCCAGGUCCAAGUUCCCCAAGCACCUCAUGCUUUUCCAGGAAUGACAGGCAAUGAGUUCAGUUUUCUGAGAAGUGCUGUAGGGACCCUUGGCAACGGUCCCCCUUUUGUCAACCCAUUCAUUGCCCCAGGUAAUGGACUGGCAGGUCCACCACCUUUACCGCCACUUGGCGCUGCUUUGGGUGACGUCUCGCUUGGCAUUCCCCCGCCAAUGAUUGGGGGACCUCUGUCCGGUCCUGUUUUAGAGCACCCUGGUUUCAGACCUGACGGCAACAGUGCACCUUCCAACUUUGUUGGUGUGUUAGAGCCCUUAAGGGGCAUGCCACCGUUUGAUAAUGGAUCUUCUCAUAAAGCAAUUAGCCAAAAUCGUGGAGGUAGCCAAGGUCAGCGGCCAGCUUCUGAGAGUUUAAGAGGACCAUCCAGCAGUGGUCCAGGUAAUACGCGGCCCACCAUUGUCAAAAUUCAAAACAUGCCUUUUACUGUGACCGUUGACGAGAUAAUUGAUUUCUUCUAUGGCUAUCAAGUGUUGCCUGGUUCUGUAUGCUUGCAAUUCAAUGAGAAAGGUUUGCCCACUGGGGAAGCGAUGGUUGCUUUUGACUCCCAUGAUGAAGCAAUGGCUGCUGUUAUGGACCUGAAUGAUAGGCCCAUUGGGGCAAGAAAAGUUAAGAUCACUUUGGGAUGAAAGCAACAUCUUUGUCAUUGCAAGUGUCUUAAUGUUUGACACGGUUUUCAGAAGGGGAAAAAAAAAAC